AUGUCUUCCUCCUCCUCCGCCCUUCCCUCCCAGCACCAGCUGACUGACAUCCUCAAAAUCCCCCUUCAAGAAGACCACUGCUGCCUCGGCACCUCCAACUCCUUCAAUCGCCGCUGCCACAACCUGGUCCAUCGCCGCCACCGUCGUGAGGCCCGCCAGCUGCUGGCCCAAGGCAGCCUGCGUCUCCAGCAGGGCAACCCGGCCUCGUCGCUGGACCCACUGCUCACCGAGCUGGCUCCGCUGCUGCUCUGCACCGGCGCCCAUCAGCACCAGGCCCCGACCCUCGUGGCGCAGUGGAAGGAGAAGCUGCUGGCCCACCAUUCGAACAUGAACCGCCCCGUCGUGCAGGCCGGCACCGCCGUGGCCCUUGCACCGGCCCCGCGUCCGGAUGUCCUCGACCCUCGCUCGAGCGGCGAGACGGCCGGGGUGACUGUCAACGCAGCGGCCGCCCUCGUGUCGCCCUCCCCCAUGCUGCAAAAUAACCACCACCAGCAGCAGCAGGUGAUGAUCCGACAAACCCUCCGCUUCGCCCGCGACCAUCAACAGCCAGUCUUCCUCCCCCAGAGCCAGUUGGUCAGGGAAGAGUGGUGCAACAAUCUCACCCGGCCCCGUCCCGUGAAAGGAGAGUGCGGCAUCUGUCUGCUUCCGUACGCGGACGACCCUGCCGGAUACGACGACGUGGAAGAUGGGGAUGACUAUGACUACGGCUCGAGUUACUAUUCCCUCGCCCCCCCAGACUACGACCACGAGAACCUCACCUGGUGUCGCGCCUUCUGCGGCACCAACUACCACCGCAAGUGUAUGGACCAGUGGAUCGAGACCUUUGACGUCAUGGAGCCCACCUGUCCCACCUGCCGGAAGUUUUGGGUCGACGAUUAGCGCUGACUAUCUACCUCUCUACCGGAUCGUCGCAUGGCGGAGUUUUGCGCUUCUUCUUCUUCUUCUUCUUUGUUUCU
This is a messenger RNA of Aspergillus heteromorphus CBS 117.55, 956 nucleotides long. RefSeq lists its product as uncharacterized. The transcript has 2 exons. The record is from RefSeq and is a predicted model, not a curated record. Lineage: Eukaryota; Fungi; Ascomycota; Eurotiomycetes; Eurotiales; Aspergillaceae. Gene Ontology annotation, molecular function: ubiquitin protein ligase activity. Bases 1 to 879 code for a protein of 292 amino acids.